AUGCCUAUUGGGUGGUAUUCCUCGUCAAUUCUUCCAUAUCUCCACGUAAGCAACACACUUCCCGUUCUUCGAGCCAUCCUUAUCUCUAUCUUUGAAGUGGUAGCCGCCCUGCGUGUACACGUCCUGAGCGGAGGCAGCUGGUGCUGGGUAUUGCCUGUUUGGCUCCUCGGUAUGGUGCCUGUGGGCACUAACAUAGUUAGUACAUUAAGUAUGACAAGGAGUAACAUAGUGGCUCCUGACCCAACAAACAUGGCUUGUCAUUCCUCAAAUUGGAUGUAUGGGCAGGUGGUGAUCAUUAAUCGGGCAUCCGUGAUCGUCUCGGACAUCCUCGUAGUUGCAGCAACAUGGUACUACAUAAGCCAUACAUGUCCCGUGAGAGGACAGCUGAUAUGUGAUGUGUGGGCUGCAAGGCCCAAUCUCACAACCGUCAUGUUCCGCGAUGGUACUCUGUACUUCAUCACAAUCUCGCUACUUAACCUUAUUGAUCUUGUUGCUUACUCAUUGGCAUCAAUGUGCGUAUGGAUCCACAAGCCAUUGAUGACCCAUACAGAGAUAUUUGCAUCUUACAGGAUGUCAAGCAUAUUGAUCUCCCGCUUCCUCAUCUGCAUCUGCGAAGCUGCAGAACGCUCAACACUGGCAUCCAGCUCCCAAUCUCUAUCCUUCGUCGAGUCAAAAGGCAACUCUGUCCCACACAGGUGGCUGUCCAGCAUAGAGUUUGCAGCCGACAUCGCCAACAGCUCUGCAGAGGGUAAUCAUGCGGAUGUUUUCCUCGAUCUCGAUGACAUCUAUGACAGUUUGGACUCAGGAGGCGAAGAAGAAUCACAAGUACCAGAAAAAGAUGAGAAUGGAGUUGAGAUGGAUGAGUACGCGAGAGGUGGACAGCAGCAACUUCCAGCUCGACUCGAAAGAGACAAGUUUUGGGUCAAGCGUUAUGUUCAAGAAAGAAUGUCGGCGCCGAGCUGUCCAGUCCCUGUAUACGAGACCAUGCUAUCAAUAUCAUGUAUGCCACAAUGUAUUACCGGAUGGCGACACUGCUGGGGUCUUCUAAUUAAAACGCGUUCGCGAGAAACACCAACAGCUACCGAGAUGUAUCUUGAACACAGUCGCGUCGGCACCGAUAGUAAUAUUUACGCGAGUGGGUACAUCGUGACAAUCAUAGAUCAAACGUACCGGCAGUGGAAACGCUCAUGUUGCGCCCGCUGGACUGUCCUAGUAUCCUGGAACCGCUCAGGCCGAUGCAAGCGGUGGAGUUGGCUUUGUCGUCAAAAACAUCGAACACGGCUACAAUUGACAUGUAAUGUGUCAGGGAUAAUCACUGUAAGGAGGUGCAGAUGA
Postia placenta MAD-698-R-SB12 is the source of this 1335-nucleotide messenger RNA. RefSeq lists its product as hypothetical. The coding region runs from base 1 to 1335 and encodes 444 amino acids. The transcript is spliced from 10 exons. The record is from RefSeq and is a predicted model, not a curated record. NCBI's taxonomy places the organism in Eukaryota, Fungi, Basidiomycota, Agaricomycetes, Polyporales, Adustoporiaceae.